Lotus japonicus is the source of this 1571-nucleotide messenger RNA. RefSeq lists its product as uncharacterized. Gene Ontology annotation, molecular function: translation initiation factor activity. The record is from RefSeq and is a predicted model, not a curated record. Lineage: Eukaryota; Viridiplantae; Streptophyta; Magnoliopsida; Fabales; Fabaceae. Gene Ontology annotation, biological process: cytoplasmic translational initiation. Gene Ontology annotation, cellular component: cytoplasm; eukaryotic translation initiation factor 3 complex. The transcript is spliced from 10 exons. The coding region runs from base 114 to 1346 and encodes 410 amino acids.
AUAGCUUUUAACAGGAUCGGAGAAACUAGGGUUUUGGAAUUGUGUUAUUGCACUGUGUCUGCGAGCGAGGUGAUAAGCAAGGUUUCGAAUCUCGCAGCAGUCACACAGAGACCAUGACGACGGUGGUUCCAACCUCCGAAGAAGACGCCGCCCUCUCCGUCGUCAGAUUCGCCUCCGAGCUCGCCUGGGCCGAUGCCGGUCCCGAGGUUGCUGAGCCACAAGUUAGUAGACUCUGUUUGGAGGCUGAAGAAUUCAUUGCUAUGGGAAAGUGGUUGGAGCUAGCUUCAUUGAUGAUCACUUCUGCUGAAUUGAUUUUCGCAAAGGUUUCUGAAAAAGAUGUAGAGUCCAUCUUUACUAUUAUCUGCAAUCUUGUUACAAAGACUGAGAAUCCAGAUGAGGUGAUGGAGAUUGUAAAAGUUAUAACUGCAAAGAUAGUUCAGCAGCCCAAUGAAAAGCCAGCUGUGCGAUUGAAGAUUUUGAUCAAUCUGUAUAAUCUUUUGAAGACUCCAUACUGCCAGUUUUAUGUCUACAUGAAGCUGUUGAAUUUAGCAGUUGAUGGAAAAGUCACAGAAUACAUCAUACCUUCUUUCAAAAAGAUUGAUAGCUUCUUGAAAGAUUGGAAAAUUGGGAUACCUGAACAGAGAGAGCUGUUCCUAACUGUCUCUAAUAUUUUGAAGGAAAAUAAAAGCAUGUCAAAGGAUUCCUUUAAGUUCCUCACCAAUUAUCUGGUGACUUUUAAUGGAGAAGAUGCAAAUGUUUUGAGUGAAGCCAAGGAGGAGGCUGUGCGUGCUAUUGUGGAUUUUGUGAGGGCUCCUGAUGUUUUUCAGUGUGAUUUACUAGACUUUCCUGCUGUUGGGCAAUUGGAGAAGGAUGCCAAAUAUGCUUUGUUAUAUCAGCUUCUCAAGAUAUUUCUCUCUCAGAGGCUGGAUGCAUACAUAGAAUAUCAUACUGCAAAUUCUGCGCUGUUGAAAAGCUAUGGCCUUGUUCAUGAAGAUUGCAUUUCCAAAAUGAGGCUGAUGUCAUUGGUGGAUCUCAGCUCUGAUGCAUCUGGCCAAAUUCCAUACGAAGUUAUUAGGGACACACUUAGGAUCAAUGAUGAUGAGGUGGAACUAUGGGUGGUUAAAGCAAUAACUGCCAAGUUAAUUGACUGUAAGAUGGACCAAAUGAAUCAAGUUGUAGUUGUUAGUCAUCACACUGAUCGUGUGUUCGGUCAGCAUCAAUGGCAAACACUGAGAACUAAGCUAGCGUCAUGGAGGGGAAAUAUUUCGAAUGUGAUCAGUACUAUUCAGGCCAACAAAGUAACAGAGGAUGGGUCCCAGGCAGCCCAAGGCUUGGUUGUUCGCUAAGGACGUUUUUGGCUGAAGCAUUUGUCUGAAGCAUCUAGAUUUAGUCCCAGUUUCAUAUUCUCUUGAAAGAGAGGAAAAGAUUGUAAUUUUACCUGUUGCAACUCUUCCAUUUACUUUAGUUGGCAGAAUUGUACUACCAACUUUGCGAUUUUGAUUUGUGCGGGUAUAUUUUACCGGUUGACAGUGACCCUAGUAAUCAAUGACAACUAUUGAAAGUUUAAACUA